UCGUUAAAAAAACAUGGCCGCUGUGUUAGGGAGGUGUGUGUUACAUUACUAGUGUUAGUCUGAUCAAGUAAAAAGACGAGGCUUGAUGGUGCGGAUGAUUAAGCCGAUCGCGGGGGUGGACGUGAUGAACGCGUUCGACAGUCUUCGUCCGUGUUAUUGAGUAUCUCUGUAAGAGAGAAGGGAGAAGAAAACUUCUUCGACGUUGUGUGUGUAUGUGUUUCUUUAACGGGGGCGGAUGUUUUGGGGAGCUUUUCAAGACUUCACGUCAUUUGGUCUUCCCCCUUUUGUGCGUGUUGUGUGUGUGUGUGUGUGUUGUCAAGAAGGCAGUAGGGUGAGGGUGUCAUAUUCAAACAGUGGCCUACUCACUUUCAAUUGUUCUUUUUGAAUCAUAAGUGCAGUUAAUGUGAUUCACCUCCCUGCAUCAAUUUGUUCUUGUCUGCAGUUCCUCGUGGGCCAAGUCUGCUACAUUCACUCUCUCCUCUCUACCCUGAGAAUCGGGGAGUGUCACUAUCCAGAAGACUUGCUCAGUUGGGGGUAGCAUUUUUGUUACGGGAAUAAGUUUGCACAUUUCAUUGAACAAAAAUGGCUCACGGUUCUCCCAAUGUCAACUGUUCGCUGGACGAAAUAGAUCUUAAUGCCCUCAAGGAUCCAGCUGGUAUUUUUGAGCUAAUCGAGGUUGUUGGAAAUGGAACCUAUGGCCAAGUGUAUAAGGGCCGUCACACCAAGACGGGUCAACUUGCCGCCAUCAAAGUCAUGGACGUUACCGAGGACGAAGAAGAGGAAAUCAAAUUGGAGAUCAACGUCCUGAAAAAGUUUUCACACCACCGCAACAUCGCCACCUAUUUCGGCGCUUUCAUUAAAAAGAGUCCACCCGGCAAAGACGACCAACUCUGGCUGGUGAUGGAAUACUGCGGUGCCGGAUCAGUAACGGACCUGGUCAAAUCCACCAAGGGACAGAGCCUCAAGGAGGAAUGGAUCGCCUACAUUUGCCGAGAGAUCUUGCGUGGCCUGGCCCAUUUGCACGCCAACAAAGUCAUCCAUCGUGACAUCAAGGGACAGAACGUUUUGCUGACGGACAAUGCCGAAGUCAAACUAGUGGAUUUCGGUGUGAGUGCCCAGCUGGACCGGACGAUCGGCCGCCGAAACACGUUCAUUGGAACGCCUUACUGGAUGGCCCCGGAAGUAAUUGCUUGCGAGCACAACUCUGAAGCCACAUAUGACAACCGGAGUGAUUUGUGGAGUUUGGGUAUCACUGCCCUGGAAAUGGCCGAAUCCCAGCCGCCCCUGUGCGACAUGCAUCCCAUGCGAGCUCUUUUUCUGAUCCCUCGCAAUCCUCCGCCUCGUCUGAAAUCAAAGAAAUGGGCCAAAAAAUUUCACAGCUUCAUUGAGACGGUUUUGGUCAAGGAUUACCAUCAGCGUCCGUACACUGAGCAUUUGCUAAAGCAUCCGUUCAUUCGCGAUCAGCCUACUGAACGACAAGUCCGUAUCCAACUCAAGGAUCAUAUCGAUCGGUGCAAGAAACACAAGCAACAGAAAGAACGCGAAGAUUACCGAUAUAGCGGUUCAGAUAAUGAGGAAGAGGAACACCCAGUGGCGGGCGAGCCGUCUUCCAUCAUUAACCAAGUUCAGGGUGGUGAUACACUACGCCGCAAUUUCCAGCAGAUUCAGGAAGGUAAAACGCUGACCAGCCCGAGCCCCAAGGACCCGCGAGAAGCUCGCGAGCGUGAAAGGGAGCGCGAACGUGUCGAAAGGGAACGAGAACGCGAGAGAGAACGUGAACGUGAUCGCGAAAGGGAGAGAGAACGUGAGCGUGAAAGAGAGCGAGAGAUUCGCGAUCGCGAGAACCGCAACAGGGGAGGCGGCAAGGAAAGCAAACGGGACAAAGAAGAGUUCAUCGAUCCCAGCCCGCCGGCUAGGCCUCCGCUCCCGCAGAGACUCAUCGUCGUUCCAGAUCCACCUCCACCUUCUCGGCCACUUCCUCUUCCUCCAAAAGAAGAACGGAAGCAGGCCACGCCUCCAAUAUCUUCCCAGCAGCAGCAGCAACAUCACCGUCAGGGUCAUCACGGACAGCAACCUCCGCAGCAACCGCCAAGGAAUUCUCAGCUUUUCAAACAAGCCCAAGCUCGCAAACCCGAGGAGUUGGACGUACUGGCUGCUCAUUUGAAUGAACUCGGAUUGAGCGGCUCGCCGGCUGCUGCCGCUGGUCCGUCUUCUACCGGUGCUCCGCCUCAUUCAGCUUACCCUGUUGCGCCUAGCCGUUCAAACGGCAAUAAAGCGGCUCUACCCGAGCCGGCCUCGCAAUUCGCAGCUGCAGCCGCAGCUCGUGAAGCUGCGCGUGAAGCGUCUCGUGAAGCCGCUCGCGAGGCAGCGCGGGGAGUUGCCCGCGAGGCUGCCAAUGCUCGCGAAGCGGCGGCGGCCGCAGCCGCCGCAGCUGCUGCUGCUGCUGCUGCCGCCCAGCACAGCGAUUCCGAUAAUGAAGAAGAACCAGUUGCUCGUGGAACAAGGAAUGAUGGAACCCUUCUCGCCAGUGAUCCACCCAAACCACUGCCCAGCGAACCAAGCGUCGCUGCGAUUAAAGAAGGAACGGCAAUGGGAGCUGGCGCUCCGAAUCGGCCGCUACCACCGACACCGGAUGAGGAUGCCAACGAACGGACGCUGAUCAUGAAGCGGAUGCUGAAGGACUGGGACUUUGCCCAGUUUUUUCCCAACUGGAAUGCGCCGCCGGUAGCGACAGGGACGCGCAGCAGCGAAGAGCCGAUGGAAGAGAAGAGUAGCAGCUCGAGCGGAAGCAGUUCCGGACGCGGGGUGACGUCCUCGACGUCGGCGGCCACUCCGCCGCGGAUGCACCGACGCAACGAAUCGGAUUCGGCUCUUUCCGGCGUGGCCAAAAAUAGCGAUCCGCUGUUCAGUUCGCGCAUGCCGUGGGUCGGUGGCCGUCACCGCAGUAUCAGAGAGCCGACGCUGUCCAGCGACGAGUCCGUCAGCUUGACCGAGUUUAGCCGCAAAGCUUCGCAGCUGGAAUUGCGGACCAAAAGGGACGGCACUCUGACGGGCGAAUUUGCCCCGCCGCGUCGCGAGAAGACGGACAUACUCGAUCUGCGCCGGCUCGAGCUCAAGAGGGAGCUGGAAGAGCGGAGACGAGCUAACGGAGAGACAGGCCGUCACAGCCAAUCAGAAGUCAACGGAUCAGCCGUGACGAACAUGCCCACGUCUCGCCCGUCGCGACCUCCCCUCUUGAAAUCCACCUCCGAACCUUGCGCUCCCCUCGCUCUCUUCAGGGACCACCAACAGAACCGAGACGAGCGGCAUUCUGAAGCUCAUCGGAUGGACCCGUCAUCAUCAGGACAUCACAUGGGCACGCCCGGAUCACGUUCCAGCACCGUUUUGCCAGACCUGCUCUCUCAAGCAUCCACACCCAGCGGCCAUCGGCUAGACAAGUCUUCCAGCGAAGAGCAGUAUCGUCAAGCGUUGAAUAAAUCCACCCCGCUUCAUCUCCAGCAGAAACAACGUUCGUUUUUGACGUUCGGCUUCGGUGCCAGUGGUAGUAGCGCCGGUGGAUCCUCUACCGGAACCGAAAGGUCUUCACUGGCAAUCGCUGGUGGAGCCGGCGUUCCGCCACGGCGUGAAUCCAACAUAAAUGUCAACGUAACGCCAACGUCUCAUGACGCCGUUCCCGACACGCCUGAAAUCCGCAAAUACAAGAAGCGUUUCAAUUCGGAAGUACUCUGCGCUUCAUUGUGGGGAGUCAAUUUACUGAUUGGAACGGAGAAUGGCUUGAUGUUGUUGGACCGAAGUGGUCAGGGCAAAGUGUACCAGUUGAUUUCGCGCCGACGAUUUCAACAAAUGGAAGUCCUCGAAGGCCAAAAUAUUUUGGUGACAGUUUCUGGCAAGAAGAACCGCGUACGCGUUUACUACCUCUCGUGGCUCAAAUCCAAGAUCUUGCGUACUGAGGGCGUUGGCGACCAGAAUAUCGAAAAGCGCAACGGCUGGAUUAACGUGGGCGACCUCCAAGGCUCUGUUCAUUUCAAGAUCGUCAAGUAUGAAAAGAUCAAAUUCCUCGUCAUUGCUCUGCGUGACAGUAUCGAGAUCUACGCUUGGGCACCCCGCCCCUAUCACAAAUUUAUGGCUUUUAAAUCUUUUGGAGACUUGGCUCAUCGUCCUCUACUAGUCGAUUUGACUAUCGAAGAAGGAACUCGUCUCAAAGUCAUUUAUGGAUCGGCUGAAGGAUUCCAUGCCAUCGAUCUGGAUCAAAGCUCAGUUUACGAUAUCUAUAUCCCAAAACACAUUCAAAACGCAAUCACACCUCAUACGAUCGUUACUCUGCCCAACUCCAACGGUAUGCAAAUGCUUUUGUGCUACGACAAUGAAGGUGUCUACGUCAACACAUCGGGCAAGAUGCUAAAGAACGUGGUGCUUCAGUGGGGCGAGAUGCCGACCAGCGUGGCCUUCAUCGGCAUCGGUGAGAUUAUGGGCUGGGGCAACAAGGCCAUUGAGAUUCGCAACGUGGAAACUGGGCACUUGGACGGUGUUUUCAUGCACAAGAAAGCCCAGAGGCUGAAAUUCCUCUGCGAACGUAACGAUAAGGUGUUUUUCUCGUCAGCCAAAGGUGGCUCGACGUGGCAGAUCUAUUUUAUGGUUCUUAACAAACCCGGAAUGGCAAAUUGGUAAAACGGGAGGAAAGAAAAAAUGACAGCGUGAGCAAAAAUAGAUGACAAGUCGCGAAACACCGGAGAAACAGCAGAUAAAAAAGCAAUAGUAAUAACAUUUAUUAGUACACAAGCUCAACAUUCAAAGAGGUAAACAAACAAAAAAAGAAGAAGAAAAAAAAAAAUGGGGGAAGAACAAGAAGAAAAAUUUUACCAAAACAGGGCACAUCUAAGGGAAUCGAUCAUGCUGUACUUACGCCACAUUUGAUACAACAUUUAAAUUGACUCAUCACGGGCCGUAAGAACAAUAUUUAAGUUCGUACAUUAGUAAAAGAAGGAAAAAAAUUGGGAAAAAAACAAAAACAAACAAACAACAAAAGGCGAAAAAGUCGUUUCUCAUCACGCAGACUUCAGUUGCCUUUCGGGAAGAAUCCAAAAGAAAAAAAAUGAAUUAAAUAACAACUUUUUUUUUUCUCUUUUUUUUUUUUUUUGAAUGGGGUGUUGGGGGGAAGGGGAGGGCCUUGUAAAUAUUUCAUAUGCAUCUGAGAAAUGGGCAAACAAAAAAAAAAAAAAACGUAAGCCAGACAUAGAAAAAUUUCCUUUUCAGCAAGCUUUAAUUCUAAAAUAGAACCCGUAGAUCGACCAUACAUCGCCCUAUUUUUGGUACUUUUUACACCCAAUCAGCUUCCUUUAUCCUUUAUGGUUCCUUUCCUACUCCUUUGAUCGUAUAUGUUGCUUUUUUUUUUUUCCCUGUUCUUUUCUUGUCGAUAAUAUACCCCCUCCCCUUCUCCCUACACCCAUUUUUGGUGUACGUGAACACACACAGACACGGGCAAUAGAUCCAGCUUCGAGAAUCGAAAGAUGUCUUUGAAGAAGUAUGGUGUAAAAAGGUUGUGGCAAAUCAUCUGCACCUUUAUUUUGUAUCUUUUGGAAUAUUAUCCCCGUAGCGUUAUUUUUUUUUUUUUUCAUUGAAAAAAUUUGAAUGGCCUUUCAGAAUCGUUUACACACAUCAAAAGAGAAAAUUUUCCCUUUUUUUUUUUUUUUACAAAAUGAAAUAAUAAUAAUUUUGUCCUCUGUCGCCACGUUUUUUUUUUCUACAAUUUGGAAUAGAAAACCCUGUUUGUGCUGUGCUGUGUGUUUGUUUUGACGUACACGAUGUUUUGUUGUGUAUGUGCGAUCAAUUAUCGUGUUUCUAUUUUUCAACGUCUUCAUGAAUUCCCUCCCCAGGACACCUGGAAAACACAGGCGAUCCAGCGUCAUUCGUUUCCCCCCUCUCUUGCUUCACAUCCUUCCGAUUCAAAUCGAUCCUGUCUUUUUCCUUGUUCCUUCCGCCCGCUCUCACUCAUCCAAUCUGCUGUUCUUUACUCGCCACCGAUCCACAUUGAUGAUGAUGUGCACGAUUUUUAACCAAACUGGGGCUUUUCUGUUUCAUCAAAGAGUUAAAAAGAUUGAAGCAAAAAAUAAAAAUAAAAAAAAAGUGAAAAAUAAUACAGAGGUAACACAUUGA
Daphnia carinata is the source of this 6153-nucleotide messenger RNA. RefSeq names its product serine/threonine-protein kinase mig-15-like (gene msn). Lineage: Eukaryota; Metazoa; Arthropoda; Branchiopoda; Diplostraca; Daphniidae. Gene Ontology annotation, biological process: protein phosphorylation. The record is from RefSeq and is a predicted model, not a curated record. Gene Ontology annotation, molecular function: ATP binding; protein kinase activity. The transcript has 22 exons. Bases 583 to 4668 code for a protein of 1361 amino acids.